Molecule: messenger RNA, 1434 nt
Organism: Ogataea parapolymorpha DL-1
Lineage: Eukaryota; Fungi; Ascomycota; Pichiomycetes; Pichiales; Pichiaceae
Product: Phosphoesterase involved in downregulation of the unfolded protein response
Exons: 1
Coding region: 1-1434 (477 amino acids)
Cellular component (GO): cytoplasm
Molecular function (GO): phosphoprotein phosphatase activity
Source: RefSeq, a predicted model, not a curated record
AUGUUUGUGCCUAGACAGGUGGGUCUCACAAAACAGGCCCUCAGAGGCAGCAUUUACCUUUUGGUGGUGUUGACCCUGGUGUUUUUGUUUCUUUUCACCCGUCAGAAACCAGUCUACACCGACUCUCCCCUGGUGCUGGACCUGGAGUUCUAUACUUGUUAUCGACCCUUCUGCAAAGAAUCCGAGUAUGUCAGGGUGGACAAGGACCUAGGACUGGGAAAGGCGCUCUUUAAAAGAAUGUACUUGCAGAAAAAGCUGGGACACAGUGAGGACACUGCCGUCGUGGACGUUGCCGUGGGGAAACCAGAGUACAAGCCUGGCGACCUGUGGGAAUCUAGAGGCCAGGGCCUCUGGGUGAAGUAUGGCCCGGCCAAAAAAGCAAUCAUCGACGCGACGGUGCUUUUUCAACCGUCAGAUCCACGUCCCGGAUGGACGAUACUCACAGAGCCGCUACACACAGAAACAGAUCACCAUGUAUACAUCAGCUACAGACGGCCAACCACAGCUCCUACCAGGCCGCAGCUCUCCUUCAAGAACAACAAGUUCAAGAUAUUGCAGGUUGCAGACCUGCAUUUUGCCACGCUCGACGGUGUGUGCCGUGAUACGUGGCCAAAGCUUGCUCCAGGCGAGAAAUGCCAAGCGGACUCGAAAACGACACAUUUCGUCGAGACUGUGCUUGAUAUCGAGAAGCCGGAUCUCGUCGUCAUGACAGGCGACCAAAUAUAUGGUGACGACUCUCCCGACACAGAAACUACGAUCCUCAAGGUGUGCGAUAUUUUUGAGCGUCACAAAAUCCCCUACGCAAUGGUCUUUGGUAACCACGACGACGAGGGCUCGUUACAGCGAGACCAGAUCAUGGAGAUUGUGGAAGACCUGCCGUACUCUCUCUCGUCAGCUGGGCCUGCAAACGUGUCUGGAGUCGGCAAUUACGUGCUUCAAGUCCAGAACAAGCUCGCUCUUUAUUUUCUCGACUCGCACAAAUACUCGCUCAACCCAAAAGUGCGCGGGUACGAUUAUUUGAAGGAGGACCAAAUUGAGUGGAUCAAAAGCUCCAAGGUCCCUGCACCUGUGGCCAUGGCUUUCUUCCACAUUCCUCUGCCGGAGUACAGAGAUACCGACGCGGUAGUGUUCGGAAACUACAAAGAGGCCGUCAUGGCUCCGCAGAUCAACACGGGCAUGGCACAGACGCUCCAAGAGAUGGGCGUUUCCGUGGCAUCUGUGGGCCACGACCAUUGCAACGACUUCUGUUUGAAAUCGGAUCUGUGGCUGUGCUACGGAGGUGCCGUUGGCGAGGGUGGCUACGGUGGAUACGGCGGCACAGAACGGCGAGUGCGUGUGUUCGAGGUGGACGCGUCGAACGGCCAGAUCACCACGUGGCAGCGACUGCACUCGGACCCGCAAACCAUUAUCGAGCAUCAUGUACUAGAAAAAUAA